UAAAAAAUUGGUACUAAAUUGAAAUUAAGAUAUUAUAUUUAUUACUAAAAUAAAAAAUAAAAAGUUGAUACUAAAUGAAAAUAUAUUGCAAAAUUUUGGUACUAAAUGAGAUAGUUACCACUUACCAAGCAAAAUCCACUAAAAACAAACUCUCUUAGCGCUUUGCUUCCCUCUUCUUAUCUAUUCUUAAAAAAUCAAGAAAUCAGAACUUCAAAAUCUAAAGCCAUUAGCAUGGCAAUGGGAAGCUCUCACCUUUUACAACCUCACUUUCCCUCUUCUUCUUCUUCUUCUUCUUCUUUCUCUUCUCACUCUCAUUCCCAUUCUAUUUUCUUUUAUUUCAAGAACAUUGACACCAAGAGAAAGAAGAGACCAACAAUUCUUGCUUGUAGUCGUCAAGAAGAUCCAGAUGAUAUCAUUUUUAGCAGGAAGAGAGCUGUUCUUUUUGUGGGUAUUUCUGUUCUUCCUUUCUUGCAACUCAGGGCCAGAGCUCUUGACACUUCUUUUACUAAAGAAAUUGAGCUCAAAUCACUUGAGGAGAAACAAAAAGAAGAGCUAGCAAUUCAAAGAUAUAAGCCACCAAAUCCCUUUCUGUCUCUCCUGAAUGGACUUGGUAUAUUUGGUACUGGCGUGCUUGGUGCAUUCUAUGCAUUGACUCUGAAGGAAAAGAAAGCUGCUGAAACAACAAUGGAAUAUAUGACAGACAAACUGAAAGAGAACGAAGCUACUAUUGUUUCCUUGGAGAAGAACUUUGAAGCAAAGCUAUUAAGUAAACAGGAAGAAUUUUCAAAGCAACUGAGAGAGGCAAAGGAAGAACAGCAGGUUCUAGUGAACCAGCUAAAUUCGGCUAACAGUACAAUUACAGGGCUAGGACAGGAGCUGAAAAAUGAGAAAAGAAUAAUUGAGGAGCUUAACGCUCGAAUAGGUGGUCUGGGAGCUAAUCUGUCAAAAGCUGAGGAAGACAAGAAAGCUCUUGAAGGAGAGAUGGAGGAAAAACUCAAUUCUAUUGAGGUCCUACAAAAUAAGAUUAACUUGCUUAGUAUAGAGCUUAAGGAUAAGGAAGAAAAUGUUCAAAGCCUCAGCUCUUUGCUUGCUGAAAAAGAAUUGGAGGUGAAGAACUUGAAUUCUACCUACAAGGAAACAAAGGAUGAACUAGCCAAGGCAGAGAGAGAUACCAAAGCACUAAAAGAUGAACUUCUGAAAGUUAUCAAAGAACUGGAAUCUAAGAACUUGGUAGUGGAUGAAUUGAAUUCGACAGUGAGUUCUUUAAUGUUUGAGAAAGAUGAAUCUAACAAGAAGCUCAAUGCCGUUCAGAAGGAGUACAAUGAUCUGAAGUCAUCCUCCGAAAAGAAGGCUGCUUUGGAUGCUGUCCUGUUGAGAGAAAGAGAAGAUGAGCUUGGCCGAUUAAAGGAGAAACUUGAGCUUGCUCAGAAUGAAGUGAGAGGAAGCCAGGCCAUUAUUGCAGAUUUGAUCCAGGCAAGAGAAGAUUUGAGGAAAAAGCUUGAUACAGAAUUGAACAAUGUAAAGAAUCUGAAACAUGAACUUCAAAACAGUCAGGAAGCUCUAGGGAAGUUUAGAAAUGAGGCUUCUCAUCUGGCAAAAGAACUCGAGCAGUCAAGAAGUAAGUGCACGGUGCUUGAGGCUGAGGUUUCUAGAAUCGAGGCUGAAUUUGCCAAGGCUACAGAAACAAUGCAAAAGGGCCUUGAGAAUGCAAAACAGAGUGGUGAAGAGUUGGCUGGUGAGAUUAUGGCGUUAAAGGAACAACUGAGGAAAUCUAAGGAGGAUCUGCAAAUAGCGUCCCUUGAUCUGGGAGCUUUAACAAUAGAACGUAAUAGUGCACAGGAGGAAUUGGUAGAUGUCUAUAAGAAAGUUGAAGUCACAGCCAAUGAACUAAUUGAAGAGAAAAAGGUAGCAUCUUCAUUGAGCAAAGAGCUAGAAAACCUACAGAACCAAGUCAUGAAAGACAAGGAAGCCAGAAAGUCUCUUGAAAGGGAUCUAGAAGAAGCUACUAAAUCACUGGAUGAGAUGAAUCGAAAUGCAUUGAUACUUUCUGGGGAGCUGGAGAUAGCAAAUACUAGGAUUGCUAGCCUUGAAGAUGAUAAAGAGGCACUUUACAAGUCUCUUACAGAGCAAAAGAAUGCAUCUAAAGAGGCUCAAGAGAACAUGGAAGACGCACAUAACAUGGUCUUGAAGCUUGGUAAAGAAAGGGAGAGUUUGGAGAAGAAAGCAAAGAAACUUGAAGAAGAAUUGGCGUCGGCCAAAGGUGAAAUACUCCGUUUAAGGAGUAAAAUAAACUCCUCGAAAACUGUUCCAAAUGAGCAGGAACAUUCUCAGAAAGGUGAAGCAAUAAAUUCCUCAACAGCCCUUCCGAAUGAGCAGGCUUCUCAGAAAGGUGAAGCUGAAGAGAAGGUGACUGUCACUGCGAAGAGAGGCGGCAGAAGGAGAAGAACUGGAUCCCAGCAGUGAAGGGUAUUAUCUGUCAUCUGAUUAAUUCUCUCAAUGCUAAAUGGUAUUUGCUUGUAUCAUCAUUCAACCUAAGCUAAGCUAAAUUUAUUGCAUUGUAUAGAUGUGAUGUUGAGGCAUAAAUAUUGAGGAAAUUCUUGUUCAUAAUUUUUUGUUAAAUGCCAUUUGUUGUAAGCUUAUUAUAACAGAUUUGUAAAUUCUUACAACACAAUUCUCCUCCAUUAGUUUUCAUCCAAUUUUCAGA
Molecule: messenger RNA, 2704 nt
Organism: Ricinus communis (castor bean)
Lineage: Eukaryota; Viridiplantae; Streptophyta; Magnoliopsida; Malpighiales; Euphorbiaceae
Product: MAR-binding filament-like protein 1-1
Exons: 4
Coding region: 232-2463 (743 amino acids)
Biological process (GO): mitotic chromosome condensation
Cellular component (GO): chromatin; condensin complex; condensed chromosome
Molecular function (GO): chromatin binding
Source: RefSeq, a predicted model, not a curated record